UCAACAGCGUGUAAAUUGCGUUGGCUUCAACGAGGAUUCCUCUGUGCUGUUUUCAGGCUCGUACGAUGCAACUGUCAGGAUAUGGGACUGCCGAUCGAAGGGAUACGAGCCCAUCCAGGUGUUGAACGAUGCAAAAGACAGCGUUACCACUUUGCAUGUCAGCGGUACAGAUCUUCUCUUUGGCUGUGUGGACGGAACUGUGCGAGUGUACGACAUGCGCAACAGACAGGUGACGACAGACACAGUUGGACAUCCAGUCACGUCAGUCCGACUGUCCAAUGACAAACAGUGCGUGCUGCUCUCUACGCUGCAGGAUCUGCUGGUUGUCUUGGAUAGGUCGAAUGGCCAGGUGUUGACUAUGUUGAAGGGGCACAAAAAUUCCAACUACAAAGUCGACAGCGCCUUCACCGCAAAGGAUGCUUACAUCGUGUCGGGUUCUGAGACAGGAGAUGUGCACUACUGGGAGCUCAUUAGCGGCAAAAAAGUCCACACGAUCGAGACAGGAUCCAGCGGAGUGUACACAAUUGAUUACAACGAGAAAAGGGACACGCUUCUAACUGGUUCAGUUGAGGGUCAUGUCACAUUGUGGGGUCUUGGAAAGACCUAACUAACAAUCUUGACAAUAUACAAACUUUAUACUUUCGUAUACAUAGCAAGAUACAUUCAACACUCGAAACUUGCACGCCGAGCCUUCGCGCCACCAUACGGGUGAGCUGCGAUGAUAUUUGUAGCGGCAUGUCCUUAUCUGGUUCAAUAGACCGCCUGAAGAAUGUCUGGAUAUCGGUAGGACAUGCCCCAAUAUUUAGACCUGCACAGGAAGCGUUGUACGUUACUGACCUGGGAUAUAUACCUACAAUUUAUUUUUAGUACCACCUUACAUGCCUAAAAUUUAUUGAUUGCACCACCGUAUCUGCCUAAAAUCUAUUAACAGCACUGCGACGAACGAGAAGUGUGCAUAGACCAUUCCUGACUGCGUAAGGUGGCAGUUCUUAUCGUCCUGAAAGGUGUUCAAUAACCCAGUGAUCAGUGAAAAUAGGAUGAACGAUAAUGGCUUAUGCAAAGCAUCGUUAAAAGCGCUGCGAUGAGGAGUCUGCUACACAGCUGACUGGGACAUAGAUACUGUGAGACAUUUAUAUUUAAAGGAGUUGUACUGA
Sphaeroforma arctica JP610 is the source of this 1154-nucleotide messenger RNA. RefSeq lists its product as hypothetical. Gene Ontology annotation, biological process: mRNA splicing, via spliceosome. Gene Ontology annotation, cellular component: catalytic step 2 spliceosome. The transcript is spliced from 7 exons. NCBI's taxonomy places the organism in Eukaryota, Ichthyosporea, Ichthyophonida. Gene Ontology annotation, molecular function: protein binding. The annotation marks the transcript as partial. The record is from RefSeq and is a predicted model, not a curated record.